Messenger RNA from Drosophila suzukii, 2626 nucleotides. RefSeq lists its product as uncharacterized. NCBI's taxonomy places the organism in Eukaryota, Metazoa, Arthropoda, Insecta, Diptera, Drosophilidae. The record is from RefSeq and is a predicted model, not a curated record.
UACACUACUCAUACCAUCAUUCUCAUCUUCAUCUCAUCCCACCUGCAUUCCCAUCUCCGUUCGUUCCGCUAAUGUAACAAGUGAACCUGAAAGCCACCCACUCCAUCCAAAAUCCAACCAUGUCGCAAACAGCCCUCCCGGAACUGAGCUACACGCCUGGGGACUUGACGGAGCCGCAGUUCCGGUUACCCUCGCACCAGCAGCUCCUCGACCAGAAGCGGGAUAGCUUCGAUAAUCUGCCCCUGAGUCGCCUCAACUUGGACACGAGGGAUACGCAGCCCAUCAAGUAUCGGGAGCAACUGGGUUCGGCGGCGGGUCGUCAGUUUCCCGCCUUGGCAGCGGCCCAGAAUCGCUACUCGGAUCACUUGGAGCGCGGUAGUGAGCUCAGCUUUGCCGUUUUGGAGCCGGGCAAGGAUCUCAUCUCACUGCCAACGGUGGGUGUGCGAAACUUUGACACCGAUCCGGAUUUGAUCAAGAAAAUGCCGCUGCACUCGAUCACGGAGAAGCCGAACGAGCGGUGUCCAUCGCCGGUGGUUCCGGCCUAUGCCAACUUCGAGCUGGCCAAGCGGAUGCACCAGGACAACCUGGAUCACCAGCCGCUGCCCGAUUGUGUGGCGGACUUGGCCUUCCGACGGGCACAGAUCUCCGGCGGACAUGCCGGUCUCGCCCUGGACAUCGAUCCCAUUGCCACGGGCGUGGGUGUGAAGACCCACAAUGCGGGACCAACGCACUGCACCAAGAUGAAGGUGUUCCGCCCGAAGACCGGCGGUGGCAUUGUGCCCCGAGCCCUGGGCAUGGGGGAUCCCUUCCGGGGAGUUGGCUCGGCACCGGCCAAGAAAAUGGGUCCAAUGGAUCUGGCCAUUUGCUGGGACUUCAAGCCGGCCAAUCCCGCAGAUGAGCCACGUCUGGCCAGGCAUAUAGAUGGAUCCAAUGACUCGGCUGGACCGGCGGUCUUCACCUGCGUGAAAACGCCUCGCGAGGAGCAAUCCUCCUCCGACCUGGGCAGAUCCGCCGGUGUCUUUACCAGCACCCUGGGUGAAGCGGAUUUCUUUGACAAGGACAUCCUGCGGAAGAGGACGGAUUUCGGGGGUGCCCGCUUGGAUCGCGAGGGUCCGUGUGCCUGCGAUUACUCGCCGCCGUCAAGGCAAAGAGCACGAAGUGUCUCUCGGGACUCCAGUGCCUCGCAUUGCAGGCGAGGAUCGGGCAUCGGGGGACCGAAUGGCGGAGUGAGCUUUGGCAACCUGGCGGAGUUACCCGGUCGCGGAAUGCCCGAUCGACUGGCCAAGCAGUAUCAAUCGUCGCCCCUGCUGGGCGAUAAGGAUUAUCAGGCUCUGAGGGAGAAGUACUUGGGUCCGUCCUCUGCCCAGGAUUGCCAGCCGAUGAACUGCAGGCCAACGGGAGAGCCACCUUGCAAGCGGGAUGUCCUACUGCGACGUCCUGCCCGUCGCCUUUGCCACAAGGUGGCCCCAGCUCCGCGCUGCUGUCCACCUGCAUUUGGUGGCCAUGGACACGGUCAUUGCCUGACCAGCAAGACGGCCUUUCGAGCCGGACUUCCGAAGCACAAUGCUUCCGGGGAUUUCGUGGGCAUAGAGCCCGGCUGUGGAGGGGGCGGCGGUGGAAGGGUCCUGGUCGUGCCACGCCCCCGGCAGCCCUACUCCAAAAAGAACUACGACAUCGAGACCCUGGUGCCGCCCUUCCAGAGCCAAGCUGGCGGAGCCGGACAAGGUGGCUAUCCGGAGCACUGGCGACUGGCCAGUGUCUACCAGCACGCCUACAAGCCGAUCGACCAGCGAAGGCGACCCCUCCUACAAACAGUCUACAAGUAGAGCCAUGAACAAACUAAGUCUGUCCUCUGAGACUCGUCUAGAUUUUCCCAUUACAAUUGUCCGUAUAAAGAGUUGUCCGCUCAAGAGAAUAUCAACCAAAAUGAAGUGAUUCCCUUAAAGCUAUUGGCUAUCAAGUGUCUGCUCAAACAUAAUAAUUAAAAACAUAUUUAAGGUAACAGUAAGGAAAGAUAUAAAUAAAACUAACAAAGAUUUUUGUAAGAAAAUAAAAAAAAAUCUCUACAUCACAACAACAUUUUCGGAGUCAAAAAGAGGAGUUUAAAUUACUCUCAAUUAAAGUUAUAGCUUGUUUUAACGUAAGAAUUGUUACCUACUGAAAUUUAUAGAUUUAAGAAGUUCUUGAGAAAAUUCACUUAUACCACAAUAUACAAUUUUCCAUUAUUGUGGAAAAAUACAUGACGAAAAUUGAUGCGACUAUAGCUGUACACAAAAAUAAGUUGUAUUACUACCCACAGAACCAUCGGUCCAAAAAUAGGCUAAGGUAUUGCCCAAAAGAUAAUCUUUCCCCGAUUUCGGUCUACCGAAAUACAUUAAUCUCAUUUCCCCUUUUUAUUUUGUUAUUUUCUCUUCAAAUAAGUAGAAAAUCACUUCGCAUACAAGUUCAUGUAAAAAACAAAUGUUAUAUAUUAACAAGAUGUAGAAAACAUACAUAUAUGAAUAAACGUUCAAGCAUCAAGCAAAAAUUAGAAAAAAUAUGUAGUUUUUUAACUGCUAUAACAAAAGUAAUUGUCUGAUCGAAGAAUGCCACACCUCGUUGAACUCGUUGUUUAAUUUCCAAUCCA